AUGUUGAAGUUCCUGUUUGUGCGACUGCGCUUCUUGUUCUUGUUCUGUAACUGCUCGGUUAUGAUGCCGUGCUCUGUCUUUUUCCCCAUAUUUACUGCGUCUCCUUCCACCCCAAACCGCGAUUCAGCACGGAUCGUCGUAGCCUCGUUCUGGCUGGUUGUGAUUAUCCUUACGACAGGCUUCGCGGGUCAGAUGAAGGCCAUGAUGAUGGUCAAAAACGAGGCCGACCGCAUCGACAGCAUCAGAGACCUGUCCCUCAGGCCCUGGAUCAAGCCAUACGUUCCGGCCGGAAGCGCCGUCGUGUCCUCAAUACGCGAUUCCAGGGAUACAUACUACCAGAAAGUGUGGCGCAUGGUAGAAAAGCACAAGGGAAGCCAGCCACCCGCCGUCGUGCUGUCGGAGGCCUCGAUGCGCGAAGUCGGUCUCGGCAAAGCUGUGGUCAUCAUCAGUCGAGCAGCUUCGGCCUCGCGGGCCACGAUUGCAUGCGCCAAUUCUACGAUAGGAGAGUACUACGUGGGAGAGGAGUCCACCUUCAAUUUCAACUCUGUGUUCUACCUGAACAAAAGGAUGCCACUGGAGAGGCAACAAGCCAUCAAUAGUAGGAUUUUGUGGCUGCGUGAUUCUGGCCUGGUGGCAAAAUGGUGGAAAGAUUCGUCAGGCCACUGGCAAGGCUGCGGUCAGACCAUCAGCGACGGAAACAUCUCCUUCUCGGAUUUCAAGGACCUGCUCCUGUUCUGGAUUGUCAUGCUAUCCGUGUCAACUUGCAUUUUCGCCAUCGAGGUCUUAAGCAACCUGAGCUAUCAGAUCCGUCCGGCCAUUUGCAACAGCGAUUAUCCGCCGUACCAGAUCACCACAGGAGAAGGUUUCAACGUUCCCGUCCACGGAGUCAGCGGCGAAAUCAUGAGCACGAUUGCUCAAUCCUUGAAAACAAACUAUAGCGUCACCUUUCCAAUGGAUUCCUUCUGGGGAUUAAGAAAAUUCGAUGGAAACUGGACCGGAGUCAUGGGAAUGCUGCAGCAUGAUGAGGCGGACGUAGCCUUGGUCGUGGUGAACCCCACAGAUGAAAAGAAGGACGUGGCUGUGGAAACAGAAACCAUCGUUCCCAUCGAACUGGUUAUUCUCGCAGGACGUCUGUCCCGCUAUCAAAGCAACAUCAUCGGAAUCAUACAGAUAUUCACGUGGCAAGUGUGGGUCUGCUUUUUCUGUGGUACAAUCUUGUCGGCCAUCACGUGGACGAUCAGCGACAAGGUCCACUUUCGCCUAAGACGAGGAUCAUCCGCCGGCUUUCCUUGUUUCCCGGCAUUCUUCAAUCAUCUGAGGACAUUCAUCAUGACCACAUUCCUAGAAGCGUCCCCAUCCACUCCAAUGCUGAGCUCUGCUCGGAUCGUCGUGGCCGCCUUCUGGCUGGUGGUGAUCAUCCUGACCACGACGUUCGCGGGUCAGAUGAAGGCAGUGCUAAUGAUCAGGAACGAGGCCAAUCGCAUCGACAGCAUGAGGGAUCUGUCCCUUAGGCCCCAUACAAAGCCAAUCGUUCCGGCAGACAGCGCCGUCGUGGCUUCGAUUCGCGUAAGAUUGCCAAUAUAUUACAAACCCCCCUGCACAUUGGUUGGGUGUCUCUUCAAGAAUUCGCCUUAA
Messenger RNA from Ixodes scapularis (black-legged tick), 1635 nucleotides. RefSeq lists its product as uncharacterized. The record is from RefSeq and is a predicted model, not a curated record. Bases 1 to 1635 code for a protein of 544 amino acids. Gene Ontology annotation, molecular function: glutamate-gated receptor activity. Lineage: Eukaryota; Metazoa; Arthropoda; Arachnida; Ixodida; Ixodidae. Gene Ontology annotation, cellular component: membrane. The transcript has 9 exons.